UCCUUUCUCCCAUUCACUCUAUAAAUACCCCAAACCCUAACCCUAAUCCAAACCCAAAGCCAACGCCUUAGCCGAUUCAGAGACAUGGCCCUUUUUUGCCGAGCAGGAAAAAUGAUGUGGCCGGAGUUGUUGGGAGCCAGAGGUGAAGAGGCGAGGUCAAGGAUAGAAAAGGAGAAUCCAUAUGUGGAUGCAGCCAUAGUUCGAGAAGGGAGGGUGGUGACUUUGGACCUCAGGUGCGAUAGGGUUAGGAUUUGGGUUAACGAAGAUGGGAUUGUCACUCGAGUUCCGUUCGUUGGCUGACUCAACUCAAAUCAUCCAUAAAUAAAUAUAACUCAUGUAUCAUGUAACGCUAAUACAUAUUACUACCUAUAAAUAAAGUUUGUUAAUAAAAUAUUGUAUAA
Messenger RNA from Cucurbita pepo subsp. pepo (vegetable marrow), 401 nucleotides. RefSeq names its product glu S.griseus protease inhibitor-like. The record is from RefSeq and is a predicted model, not a curated record. Gene Ontology annotation, molecular function: serine-type endopeptidase inhibitor activity. Gene Ontology annotation, biological process: response to wounding. NCBI's taxonomy places the organism in Eukaryota, Viridiplantae, Streptophyta, Magnoliopsida, Cucurbitales, Cucurbitaceae.